AUGGCGCCUCUUCUCCGCCCUCUCGUGCUCGCGCUCCUGAUCGCCUCCUGCGCAGCGCAGCAGUCACCGCCGGCGCAGCCCCCGCCGACGCCGAACGCGCCACCGUCCAACUCCCCACCCCAGGCGCCUCCAGCCGGCAACCCGCCGCCGGCGCCCCAGGCGCCUCCGGCAGGCAACCCGCCUCCCGCGCCCACCGCCACUCCUCCUCCGGCUCCGACGUCCACGCCGCCCCCGGCACCACCGACCACUCCUCCCCCGGCUCCCACGACGCCGCCCCCGGCCCCGCCGACCACUCCUCCUCCAGCGCCCACCACGCCGCCUCCGUCACCGCCCGCAAGCCCGCCACCCGCUCCCACCACCCCGCCGCCGUCUCCCCCGGCGAGCCCGCCACCCGCUCCCGCCACCCCGCCGCCGUCUCCGCCCAUGGCGCCGCCUCCCGCCACGCCCCCUCCCCCCGCCACCCCGCCGCCACCGGCCGCCGCGCCCACGCCGGUCCCGAGCGUCGCCCCGACGCUCCCGCCCGUGGCGACACCCGCCGCGUCCCCGAAGAGCCCCAAGGCGCCGAGCCCCGCCGCCGCCACGUCCCCGGCGCCCUCGCUCUCGCCCACGGGCACGCCGACAGGCGAAGACUCGGGUGCGAGCGCGCGCGCCGCAGGAUUCGCCACGGUCGUGGCGUUGGCGGGCGCCGUCCUGCUUUGA
This is a messenger RNA of Sorghum bicolor (sorghum), 699 nucleotides long. Its product is annotated as vegetative cell wall protein gp1. The coding region runs from base 1 to 699 and encodes 232 amino acids. NCBI's taxonomy places the organism in Eukaryota, Viridiplantae, Streptophyta, Magnoliopsida, Poales, Poaceae. The record is from RefSeq and is a predicted model, not a curated record. The transcript has a single exon.